CAACUUCCAACAAAAAGGAGUGACAUAGAUGGAAAUUCAGCCGUCAGAAGAUGGACUUUCGGACGAAAACACAAGAGUGCGAAGAUUAAAACGGUCCUUAUGGUUGGAGAAACUGGAGCUGGAAAAACAACUCUCAUCAACACCAUGGUCAACCACGUGUUACGGGUGAAAUGGGAGGACCAACUUUGGUUCCAGAUUACGGAGGAAAGCGAAAAGAAGUUGCUGACGGAAUCUCACACAAGUCACAUCACUGUGUAUGAGAUGGAGACAUCCUCUUCAUAUCUCAGAGUUAUUGAUACCCCGGGUUACGGAGAUACUACUUCAAAGAAGCUUGACGAGCAGGUUUCAAAGAACUUGCACAUACUGUUCAGCUCUGAAAAUGGUAUUCAUGAAAUCGAUGCAGUGGGUCUUGUGGUAAAAUCUACACAGAACCGCCUUACCGAAUUCCAGAAGUAUAUUUUUGAUGCCAUUCUCUCCCUGUUUGGUAAAGAUAUAGAAGAGAACAUAGUUGUGUUGAUCACACACUCAGAUGGUCUACCUGCUGAAAACGUCCUCACUGCCCUCAGAGAGGGUGAAGUGCCUUGUGCCAUGGAUGACAGCGAGACACCACGCCAUUUUCUGUUCAACAACCGACAAACUGAAAACCGUGAGGAAGAGGGCUUCAAGAGGCCCUAUGAUUUGGGACAACGCAGCAUGGAAAGCUUUUUCAGUUUUAUGGAGUGUGUUGAUGCAAAAGAGUUGAAGAUGACAGAAGGAGUGCUGAGAGAGCGCAAGAGGCUGGCGGCCUGUGUCCACAACCUACAGGAUGCCAUCAAGAUGGAGGAGCUGACACAGACAGAGCUCAUGCAGACUCAAAAAGCCUUGAAGGAAAACAAAAAGAAACCAACAAAAGACUUCACCUAUGAAGUUGAUGAGGCUUACAAAGCCAUGGUCCCAAUCGAGUCAUCCUGGUGGCAUUUAUCCAAGACAGCAACAUGCUGCACCGUCUGUAAGGAGAACUGUCACUAUCCAGGCUGCUGGUUUGCAAAAGACCUCUCCCUGUGUAGCGUCAUGAAAGACGGCCACUGCACUGUGUGCUCAAACAAGUGCCCUGUCUCCUCCCAUGUCAAGCAGAAGAUGAUCUACGUGCCUAAAACCAGAGGGGUUACAAGGGUCAUUGGGACCUUGGAGCGACAAUAUACAGAUUUAAAUGAGUGUAAGAAAGGAAUCGAAAAACAACUCAAGGAAUCAGUAAAUAAAAAGGCCGCUUUGUUGGAACAGGCAUAUCAGUGUAUUGUCAAACUGGAAGAGAUUGCAUUGAAGAGGAACUCCAACACUCUCCUUCAUCUUGACUUCCUCAUUGAGAAGAUGAAGGAAACUGGAGCCACUGAGAAAGUUGAGAAACUACAGGAGAUAAAUAAGAUUAUUCAAGCUCCAAAUAAAAGCACAUUGGCUCGCUUGGCAGAUGACUUAGUCCCUGAGAAUUUAACAGUAGACUCCGUGACAGCCACAUCAGCUAACAUUAGCUGGGGCCUCUCGCGUGAGACGGAGCAGCUGCCACACAGCUUCCUGAUCUCCUGCCAGAGUGAAGGGGCCGAGCCCAACAUCAUCUCCUCAGAGUGCCGCAGUGCAGCCAUCACAGGCCUGCAGCCAUACACACAGUACACAGUCUCUGUGUCCACUCAGCUGCCGCGCGGAAUAAAGAGCCAAGCUGCUGCCACUGCAGUCCACACAGAACUCCCUGUACCAGAGUCCCUAACUGCUGAGGCUGGUGAAACAUCUGUGUCCGUGACGUGGGUGAAGCCAGCAGGACCGGAUGAGCUCUCCUAUUCACUGACCCUCAGCAAAGAUGGGGAAGCUCUCGAGACCGUCUACACAAGAUCCCUCAGAUACAACCUCUCCAACCUACAGACAGACACAGAAUACACCAUAAGCGUCUGCACCACACUAAGCAAUGGAGAUCAGAGUGUGGCCGUCGUCCACACCACACACACAGGGAAUCUUCUAGCGUAUGGAAAAUCGGAGAGUGCCAAACCUGAUUGGAAUCAUCCCAUAUCACAACUAAUCAAGAAAUGUCAACCAACAAGAACAGGCUCACCAGCAUGUUACUUGCUUCCAACAGAGAAGAGUGACAUUGAUGGAAAUUCUGCUCUUCGCAGAUGGACUUUUGGAGAAAGAGACAGGACUGUACCAACUAAAACAGUCCUCUUGAUUGGAGAAACCGGCGCUGGGAAAACCAGGCUCAUCAACACCAUCAUCAACUACAUCCUGGGAGUGGAAUGGGAGGAUAGAGUCUGGUUUCAGAUCACACAAGAAAACAUCACAACUGACAUAACAGUGUAUGAAGUUUACAUGGAAACCAGCUCUUCAUGUCUGAGAGUUAUUGACACUCCGGGAUAUGGAGGUGCUGAUUGGACGGAACUUGACCAGAAGACAGCUGAGAACUUGCGAUUCUUGUUCAGAUGUGAGGAUGGAAUCCAUGACAUGGAUGCUGUGGGUCUUGUGGUGAAAUCUACACAGACUCUCACACAAUUCCAUCACUGCAUCUUUGAGCCCAUUCUCUCAGAGUUUGGUGAAGAUAUAGAGAAGAGGACCACAGUGUUCAUCACCCACUCUGAGGGAAUGCCUGCUACAAAUGUCCUAACGGCCCUCCGUGAAGCUGAGGUGCCUUGUGCCAAAGAUCCUGGUGGAAAACUCCUCCAUUUUCUGUUCAACAACCAACAACCUGAGUGCUAUGAAGACGAUCAAGCGCGCGCCUAUUAUGCAGCAUGGAACCUAGGAAGGGGCAGCAUGAAGGAGUUUUUAGCUUUUCUGGAAGACAGCCAGCUGGGAUUUACAGAUGCAUCAGAAGUUAGUGUGAGAGAGCGUAAAAGGCUAGAAGCUUGUGUCAGCAACCUAAAAGAUGCCGUAACCAUGGAGAUCAUGAACCAGAGCAUGCUUCAGCAGAUGAACCAGGCCCUGGAAAAGAAUAAAAUAAAACUGGACAACAAUGAAAAUUUCCUCUUUGAAGUUGAAGAACCGUACAAAGAGAUGGUGCCAGUCAAGGCAUCUUCUUUGUGGCAGCUGACCAACGGGGCGAUGAGCUGCCCCACAUGUCAGGAGAACUGCCACUAUCCCGCCUGUGGGUGGGUGCAGCACGCGUCCGCUUGCAUUGUGAUGAGGAACAACAGGUGCACAGUGUGUACUGGGAGGUGCCCUGCCUCCCGUCAUGUCAAACAGCGCAAGAUCUUCAGCACUGAAAAGAGGCGGGUCCUAAAGCAGGCUGUGGAGUUGAAACAACACUUUGGUGAACAGGUGGACCUUAAGAGAGCAGUUGAGAAGGAGAUGAAUAAAUCUGAAGCUAAAGUGUCGAAUUCACUGGAGAAAGCCUACCGGUGCUUGGUUAAACUGAAGACGUCUGGCUCAAAGAGGGAUUGUAUGUCCAUUCUUUCACAUCUUGAUUACUUCAUUGAGAAGACAACAGAGAUGGGAGAUGAUGACAAUGCUCAGAAAUUUAAGGAACUGUAUGAGCAAAUCCAGACUCCAAGAAGAACAAGAAGCAAGUUCUACUCUCUGUCUCUGCGUUAGAUCUACAGUCCAUCUAUCAGUGGUGAGCGGGUCAUGAGAGGCUUGUGGUCGCCUGAUAUUUAAAUUAACCUGACUGCAACCACAACUGCGUAUAUUCAUGAAGACAAAAUGAUAUCCAACCUGCAAUCUGUGCUUUUGAUUAAUGUAGCCGAACGUGCCGUGUAUUCUUACUAAUCUAUGUGAAAUAGAUUUGCAUGAACAGAAACAGAAAGCUCUCUUUUAUCACGUCAGCGGUGCCUGCAGGUCUACGGCUGUAUGCACUGUAACCUUCCAUCAGCCUACAAGCAGUGAGAGAGAAUUCCCCUGUGCGUCACUCCAGGUUGGCCUGCCAUCAUUUCCAGCCUCUUCGCAGCACUGUAGCCUAUUAACUGCAUGACAGUGGGCCAUUUAUCUAUUUUAUUUUAAAUUGUUGCUUCUCCAGUUUCUCUACCGUCUCCAUUUUCAUCCUUCUAUCACACAGGCAAGUGAUGUGGCAGGUUCACGCUGCAUCCAUUGAAGUCUUUUAGCAAUCUUUGAAAAGCAUUCGCUUAUAAAAUAUCUUAUACUGUACAUGAUAAUUAACUCGUCCAAACAAUUACCUGAAUAUCAUUUCAAAUAUGUUUUUGUGUUUUUAUGUUUAUGUGGGUCUUUGAAGUUUGUAUCUAUCUAUCUAUCUAUCUAUCUCCAUCUAUAUAUACUGUAUAUAAGGAUAUAUAGAUUCUCAAAGCCAUUUAGGUCAUGAAAAAUAUUGAGCUCACUUUUGUGUUAAAUGAUGGGAGGUAUAGGCUAAUGUUUUCAAUCAUGUA
Molecule: messenger RNA, 4331 nt
Organism: Sardina pilchardus (European sardine)
Lineage: Eukaryota; Metazoa; Chordata; Actinopteri; Clupeiformes; Clupeidae
Exons: 4
Molecular function (GO): protein binding; GTP binding
Source: RefSeq, a predicted model, not a curated record